Drosophila subobscura is the source of this 924-nucleotide messenger RNA. RefSeq lists its product as uncharacterized. The coding region runs from base 66 to 923 and encodes 285 amino acids. NCBI's taxonomy places the organism in Eukaryota, Metazoa, Arthropoda, Insecta, Diptera, Drosophilidae. The transcript is spliced from 4 exons. The record is from RefSeq and is a predicted model, not a curated record.
AUAGACGAUAGGUACAUACAUUCCCGUCUUCCAACACGUUUCAGCUCGUAGAACACAGAAUCAACAUGGACCAGAUUUCAGAGACGGUAGAGUCAGGCAAGGAGUGGUUGACGGAUCCUUACCAGAAAACGGCAACGAAGGUCAUAGUGCGCGCCUGGUGCAAACGCGGCAAAGACAUCUGCCAGCUCCUCAAGGCGAAGGAUUAUUACAAGCACAAAGCCAUGGAGAGCAACAAUAAGUUGCACAUGUACAAAGUCAUUACUGAGGUGGCUGAGGAUCGGAACAAUGAGCUCUGCUUGCUGCUGAUGAAGUCCAAGAAGAACACCUUCCAGAUUCACUCGUCAAAGAUCAGCCUGACGGCAGACAAGGAACAGCUGCUGGAGGAAGUGGAUUGCCGUAAGAGAGAGAAUGAGAAACUAAAAGCAGUUACAGGCCAGCGAAAAACAGAACUCUGCGCCGCUCGGUUGGAGACGCGGAGACUCCGAAGACGAAUAUCCCAGGAUGAGUUGGUUAAGUUUCAACUUAAAGCAAAGAACUCUGACCUAAGCAACGAAGUUAGAAUGCUCAGAAGUUUGCACAGAGUCAACCAAUUAAGGGAGCAACGUUUAAACAAGGAACUUCUACUUAAAUCUGAAUUGAUUACCAUCAUGCAGAAAGAAUUAAGUUUAAUAAAGGAAAGAAUUCGGAAUUGGAACGACAUUGAGCUGAAGGAGAACGAACAACAAAUGCGUCCCUUGAUAGACCAACUGCAGGAUCUCUGCAGAGGACACAGUUUCCUGAGAAUGCAGACGAUACCGGACAGCAACAGCAGGAGCUCCAUGUUUCAGAAACUCUGGCCAACGAGUUUGGCGAGGAAGCCUCAGCCUAUGAUAGAAAAGGCGUUUCCUUUCUGCUUUAAGCUGAAUUACAUUUUUAGUUCCUGAG